GUUAGGUUUAGGCAGCGCUGUCCAACCCUAUUUCCUUCGAUUCUCAAAUCCUGGUCCUGUCUCGUGGUUGGGAAUGGCAAAGGUUGGACGCGGCGGCGGCGGUGGCGGAGAUGGCGGUUUCAUGCAGGGCAUGGUGCUAGCGCCGCCGGCCUCCCCUCCGAAUCCCAUAGUUCUCGUGCAGGCCCGCCUUAAGGAUCUCGAGAUCGGUUUCCGCGGUUGGCUUGCGAAGCAGUCCAUCGCUGUCGAGGCUGCCGUCGUCACGGCUACCAACGCCGCUCAGGGCGCUGCCAUAGGAGGUCUCCUUGGCACCUUGACCUCGGAUCUAUCCUCCGCUCUCCCCGCAACGCCCAACAACGUCGCCGGGCUUAAUCCGGAGGCCAUGGCAUCCUUUAAGAACGCUCAGGCUCUUGCUGGUGGUCCUUUGGUACAAGCUCGUAAUUUUGCAGUUAUGGCGGGUGCAAAUGCUGGCAUAUCAUCUGUCAUGAAAAGAAUCAGGGGUGUGGAGGACGUUCAAAGCAGCAUGGUUGCAGCUUUUGGUUCUGGAGCAUUGUUUUCAUUGGUUAGCGGAGUUGGAGGGCCAAAUCAGGCAGCUAACGCAGUCACUUCAGGACUUUUCUUUGCACUUUUUCAAGGCGGCAUGUAUAUGGUGGGUCAGAAAUUCACGCCUUCCCCUACAGAGGAUACACAUUACUCACAGACGAGAGGCUUGCUAACUAGCCUUGGUCUUCAGAAAUACGAGAAUAAUUUUAAGAAAGGAUUGCUUACAGAUAAUACUCUGCCUCUUCUUACAGAUAGUGCACUUAAAGAUAUCAAUAUUCCACCCGGACCUAGGCUUCUUAUUCUCGAUCAGAUACACAGGAACCCAGAGUUGAGGAAGGGGAGCUGAAGUACUACCCAGAUGCAUAUUUGAGCAGUUUAUAUUAUCCCGGUUCAUCAAGAGUUACUCUUUGUUGUUCGUUAUAGAUAUAGUAGUUCUUGUUAUCCUCAUUUGGUCAUUUUGCUUUUACCUUUCGUUUAUAAUAAGCCCACAAAAUGAACUGAAUCUAUUCUUUGCAUUCUUUUUUCCUAUGUUGAAGCACACUGCACCAUAAUUAGAGGGAGGAAUGGAUUCUCUGUUUGCC
Zingiber officinale is the source of this 1121-nucleotide messenger RNA. RefSeq names its product chloroplastic import inner membrane translocase subunit HP30-2-like. Lineage: Eukaryota; Viridiplantae; Streptophyta; Magnoliopsida; Zingiberales; Zingiberaceae. Gene Ontology annotation, cellular component: TIM22 mitochondrial import inner membrane insertion complex; chloroplast inner membrane. The coding region runs from base 74 to 886 and encodes 270 amino acids. The transcript has 6 exons. The record is from RefSeq and is a predicted model, not a curated record. Gene Ontology annotation, molecular function: transmembrane protein transporter activity; protein binding. Gene Ontology annotation, biological process: protein insertion into mitochondrial inner membrane; protein targeting to chloroplast.